This is a messenger RNA of Kwoniella botswanensis, 3354 nucleotides long. RefSeq lists its product as uncharacterized. Bases 1 to 3354 code for a protein of 1117 amino acids. The transcript has 5 exons. Lineage: Eukaryota; Fungi; Basidiomycota; Tremellomycetes; Tremellales; Cryptococcaceae. The record is from RefSeq and is a predicted model, not a curated record.
AUGUGGCGACUUACAUUCUACGCUGUCAUCGAUAAAGACACCAAGGUUUCUCUCGGUAAUUUACAUGGGUACCAACCCCCAACCUCGAACGAUGCGUUAGAAUUGCUAAUGAGCAAUCUCGCCAUCUACAAGGACUACCUGGACCUCAUCAUGACCAUUCAGAUGAUAUACCACGCAAGAUCUCUCACUCCUGAAGAGAAGUAUCUAAAUGUCUUUGUUGGUGAACCAAGCUUGCUGAAAGAUCUAAAGCUGGAAAGCUCUACCAUAACCUCAGCAGGAAAAGGUAAUCAAUCACCAUAUGCGAAUAAAAUAUCUCAUUCUCCGUCCAUGGUCACCCAACAUAGAUAUCCAUCUGAAAGAUCUAUUCCUCCCGCGCUCACGGCUCUUCCAACCUUCUACCCGGUUCCUGAUCAUAUCAUGCGUGGACCCAACAACUUCAGAUAUGACCCAAUAAUGCAAUCGAAUUUCCAUGUAUCGAGACAUGAAGAUGAAGGUGCUUCCAUCAACAGGAUCAACGAUUCACGGGAAUAUCAAAGCAAGGAAGGGAGGAUGUCUUACUUAUUCCGACUACAGCUUCCUCCCUCAACCUAUGAAUCUGAGACAAUGCGACGAACCACCUUAUUUUACAAGAAAGAUACCCUUCCUGAUGCUCUUACACUCAAAAUAAUCGCUUUCAGGCACUUAUGCGAAGCUCCGGGCUGCAAAAGCAUAUGGAAGGCGAAUUCAGAGGACGAAGCUGAUUUUGUGGAACAUCAUGAAGUGAAAGUCGGAGAUCUACUCUACGAAGAUUGGUUGACUAGACAACUUAAGGGCAAAGCUCAAGAGAGUACUAAGAAGUUCAUGCAAGUGAACAUCCAUUUCGAGACAGUCACCAGCGCACCUCAAGCAGAUAGGGCUACCGUCAAUUCCCCUCUGUCCAGCUUGUCACCUUCUUCAGCCUCAAAACCUUCUUCAGUCUUAAAGGCGACCCUACAGGAGAAGGGUCAAGAAACAUACGACGAUCGAGAUCUUGCACAGGCUAAAAAGGAACUCAACGUACCUGUGAUGCACUCCGAAGAUGUCGCUAAACCAGCUGUUCCCUCUUGCUUAAAUUGGGACAAGAUCCAAAGCCUCGACGAUGUACAGCUACCUACUAUUACUACCGAGCCGAAAGAUCAAGAAGAAGUUGCUUUAGCUAUCAAUCAACUCUCGCCGGAAGAGGAGAGGUGGUCAUAUUAUGGUAACAAUCAGAAGGCAGGAAAAGAUAAACAGCUUCGCAAGGACGAACAAGCUUCGUUCACUUACCCGUCCUUCAUCUCUUCGUCUCAUGCGGAGCGCAAUUCGAACUCUUUCCUCCAACAAGUAUUCGCGCCCCCACCUCGCACACCGACUUCUAUGCCACCUGGGUACAUGUCCAUGAUUCCACGCAACAAUUAUCAAGUGCCCAGACCGGUGCGACAGAUUGCGCCUUGGGUGAGCCCUUCCGGUCCCGGUUCCGUCUCCUUUCCGACCUCUCCUCACCCGCUCUACUUCGAAUUCCACGUUAUUGACUUCCACCUAAGACCCAUUGGACCGAGUCCGUGGGUAUUUUCCGAACUGCCUACUACCGAUAUACUUCGAACGAUGUUGGGUCGUUAUAUCGGAGAAGAUUCUGCUCUGAAGAGUAGACUAUCGGUCCUGAACGACAAGAUCCAUACAGACUUGUUAUACGAGAAGUUCAUUACUGCCUUGUGGGAUGGUCACGGAGGAUGGGAAUGUUAUAAAAGAGGUCUGCUUUCGAACCGCAUUCAGAUCCAGGUCUGGUCAUCCGGUGAAUUUGUAAAAGCCGAAACUGUACCCCCGCUUCCCAAGGAACACUCGUCACCUGCUCGCGGAUCAAUAUUCGAGGAGGUAUCUGAUUCCUUCGACAACUCGUCUUCGAUUCUGGAAAAGAGAGGCGAGCCUAUAGUCAAGUCGUCAUCAACUGGGGUCAAGGGCGAUCUCUUGCCCGAAGAUUAUUCGAUCCAACGUGAAGACGUCAAGCCUGCUCACUCGAAUGAACACCACAGUAUAAAAGAGAAACGCAACGGUAGAUGUGGAUUCAAGCUUGAAGAAACUCUCGAAUCUCGACCUGAGACGCCAGUCGACCCACCCACUCAUUCCAGCUUGCUUGAUGGAAAGGAUCCACUGCCGGCUCAUGCGAAGGAUCUCCCAGCUCUUCCACCUGCUGCUGAUCUUGCUGACUCAAACCAAGCGGUAUCCAACUCUCCUUCCAACCUUCCUCUCGAAAGAGUCACUUCUCGAGAUUAUCUGGAAGACCUUAUCUCUGCGUCUGGCAAUACAACCGCCUCGACUCGAUUAUUGCGAAUCAUGCAAGCUGAAUCGGUCAGUCCAGCAUCUUCCCUCGGUCUCAAGCUCCUCGAUCUCGCCAAAGCACUGCGUACCGAUGGAGAGCUAGCUCCUUCCAGACCUGUCGAAGACACUACUACCAACAAGAAAGUGGAGAACAUCGAAAAUCGACUCAACGACUUUGCAGAUAUGCUCAAUCAUAUUGCUGAAAGUGUUGGAGUGGCUUUAGACACUUCUUCUACUUCUUCUUCAUCAUCCAUCAUUUCGAACGGGGAUGAAGACGAAGAUGGAUCAACUACCGCUACUGUAGGAGGAGUUCCUUCGGGAUUGUCGUUCUCGCAGCUUGCUAUUUCAGGUCAACAAGUCAACGAAUCGAUUGAUGCUAUUCAAUCUCCCUACAGGACCACUGUAUCACUCUUGGAAACACCUACCGUACCCUCUGCUAAAGCUAACCUUGAAAGAUUGGUUGAGGAAGCUGAGAAGCUGGAGAAAGAGGUGGUUGAUCACGAUCAUACGCCAUCGGUCGCAGAACCUAAAAAUAUGGGAGGGGCGAAACUCCCAAAAUCAACCUCACACAUCCGCGCUCAUCCUGUACGUACCAAUGAGCAAGACUAUCAACCGGCCAGAAACGAAUGCGUUCCGAUGUCGCAUAGUCAAGUACAAGGAUUGGUCAACCCUUUCGCGCCGCCUUCGCAAUUCGGUUAUUCCUACAGACCAUAUCCCAGCACUGUUUCUGAAAGCUACAGCCAUGUACCUGCUCCGACAGGCUUCCAUCAAGCACCAGGACAAGGAGGGAUGAUGCCUCGCUCGAGUGUAUAUCCCUCUUACCAUUCGCAGUAUGUGUACAAUAACUGGCACAAUGGACCGUCGGAUAAUGGCGUUUCUGGUAAUUCACCUGGAUCUGGAGUAGGAGUAGCUCCUCAACAUAGAAUAGGAGCGGGGGCAGGCCCAGGAGCAGGAUUUGGGUUCGCUCAAUAUAGUCAGGUCAACCCUUAUGCUGCGUUGGGGAAUUGCCAAUACCAAGGAACAGCUUGGCCUAGGGGAUGA